UCUCAGUUUGGCGUGUUCUGCGGGUGAGGAGCCUGGCUGCGCACCGUGGUCAUCCGCCACGCAGUCCGCAGCCGCGGCCGCCAUUGUAAGCCGUUCUGAGGUGAGGAGGAGCGGAAAGGCUAGAGACGGGACACAUGUCCCCGAGUCGGCAAUGUAUAAUGAUAGAAUGAGAAGAGGGUCGCGUCGCGUCGCGCGCAGGCGAGACAAUCGCGUCCCGCGCCUUCCCGUACCCCGUGCGGCCCUUCACUUUGAGGCACACAACAUGGCCAGGCACAGACGCGUGGUAUUCCCCGUCUCCUCAUACUCACACCUCAUACACCGCCGCCACGCCCGCCAGUCGCCAGCUGCCAACCGCCGCUCCUCGACAUCUCUGACGGUACUCUGCAUUGGCGUUCUUAUGUCUCACUCGUCAUGCGCCCCCGAGAGGUUUCCGCACCCGCCCCGCGAGGUGAUGAUGGACUCACCAUGGUUCCAGAGCAGUGUUUCUGGUGCCUGGUUAACGGGAAAGGAGUUGCUAUAUUACGGUCCAUGAAAGAACCGAAGGCCGAUGAAAUUUGUUAAUGAACUGCAGGCGUCGUGCAUGCGUUUAAAGAUGAACUGCGGUGCAUGAGAGAAGUGGAUGGUACUGGAUGGUUGGU
This is a messenger RNA of Cutaneotrichosporon oleaginosum, 638 nucleotides long. RefSeq lists its product as uncharacterized. NCBI's taxonomy places the organism in Eukaryota, Fungi, Basidiomycota, Tremellomycetes, Trichosporonales, Trichosporonaceae. The record is from RefSeq and is a predicted model, not a curated record.